UUCAGGGUAGCCCAAACCAAACCUGCCGACGGUCGACCCCAAAGCUCUCCACUUCAGCUGCCAUGGCUUCCAGGCGGUUGAGGGCGUUCAAGAGGUGGAUGAAGUCUCAGUCCAUCGAUUGUAGCGACGCUCUCCGCUUCACCGACGAUCCCUCCCUGGGAAUCGCCGUCAUGGCGCUGUGCGACCUCAAGGAAGGGGACCUCGUCGCCACCAUCCCCAAGGCAGCUUGCCUCACCAUCAAGACGAGCGGGGCGAGCUCACUUAUCGAAGCGGCCGGCUUGGACGGUAGCUUGGGGCUGUCCGUGGCUCUCAUGUACGAGAAGAGCUUGGGCGAGACCUCGCACUGGGCUGGUUACCUUCAGCUCUUGCCCGACAAGCAGUGCUUACCUUUGGUCUGGUCUCUCGACGAAGUCGACCGGCUACUCCCUGGGACCGAGCUCCACAAGACUGUGAGGGAAGACAAAGCUCUUAUUUAUGAUGACUGGAAAGAGUGCAUUUUGCCCCUUCUAGAUUCCAGACUGUUAAAGCUCGAUCUGGAGUAUUUUGGCCCUGAACAUUACUUUGCGGCGAAAAGUCUUGUUUCUUCACGGUCGUUUGAAAUAGACGAUUACCAUGGAUAUGGAAUGGUUCCUUUGGCUGAUCUGUUUAACCACAAGACAGGAGCUGAGGAUGUAAACUUCACUAGUGUAUCUUCUCAUGGUGAAUCUGAUGAUGACUCAGAUUAUUGCGAUGACUAUCCUGAUGCUGACAUUAGUGAGGAUGGGAAUGGACAGUUAAUUCAAGAUUUGGAUACGAAUUCUACUGGAAACAUGGAGCGCCGCCCUCCAGUGACAAAAGAGGACCCAGCUGUUCUGGAAAUGAUUCUAGUAAAAGACGUCAAUGCUGGAGAUGAGGUGUAUAAUACAUAUGGGACUCUGGGUAAUGCGGCAUUGCUUCACAGAUAUGGAUUUACUGAGGAAAAUAAUCCAUAUGACAUAGUCAACAUUGACAUAGAACUGGUGUUGGAAUGGAGUAAUUCUCUGUUUUCUAACCGCCACAGUAGAGCAAGGGUUGCCAUGUGGAGAAGAUUCAAUUACUCUGGAUGCGUCAGCCAAGACUCGGAAUACUUUGAGAUCUCGUACAAUGGGGAACCUCAGCUGGAGCUGAUAAUAUUGUUGUACAUAAUGUUGUUACCAGAUGAUGCGUAUCAUAUUUUGGAUAUUGCAGUAUCUACUGAACAGGCUUACAACUUGGAUACCCUUCUAUCAGAAAAAGAGAAAUUGCGAGAGGCACCAACAUCAGAACUUAGCGAGGAUCUGCUGGUCACUGAAGGUGUUUGUAAAGCCCUUCUGGAACUUGCAGACAUCCGGGAGAGGCUUUACGGUCCAAAGUCAAUCAGAGAUGACAUUGAAGCGUUGAAAAUGUGCCGUUGCAGCGAAGAUCGGAAGCUGUGUUACACGUUGAUAUUGCGUGUCUGUGAGAGGAGGAUCCUGGAGAAGCUCAGAAGAUAUGCUUCCUUCAAAGUCGAAUCGUUUGGGCGUAAAAAAGGUGACACACGAGGAGGAGUAUAAGGGAAGAAAUGCAGGGCGAGGCUGGUGAGUUUUUUUGGUAGGUUGAUUUUCAGUAAGGUAGAGAGUUAUUUCUGGAAUGGUGAGUUUAGAGGAGUAGCUGAAGCAACUACCUUGGCAGGUGUCUUCACAAUUAGAUGAAUUUUUGGCAAUGCAAAUGCAUGGGGGAUUCCCUCAACUUCAGUUAA
Rhodamnia argentea is the source of this 1735-nucleotide messenger RNA. Its product is annotated as ribosomal lysine N-methyltransferase 3. Gene Ontology annotation, biological process: peptidyl-lysine monomethylation. Gene Ontology annotation, cellular component: nucleus. Gene Ontology annotation, molecular function: protein binding; protein-lysine N-methyltransferase activity. The record is from RefSeq and is a predicted model, not a curated record. The coding region runs from base 63 to 1550 and encodes 495 amino acids. The transcript has 5 exons. Lineage: Eukaryota; Viridiplantae; Streptophyta; Magnoliopsida; Myrtales; Myrtaceae.